Molecule: messenger RNA, 2229 nt
Organism: Gambusia affinis (western mosquitofish)
Lineage: Eukaryota; Metazoa; Chordata; Actinopteri; Cyprinodontiformes; Poeciliidae
Gene: fam151b
Product: family with sequence similarity 151 member B
Exons: 6
Coding region: 596-1234 (212 amino acids)
Source: RefSeq, a predicted model, not a curated record
CGACGUCACCCAACGCGGAUCAACAAUCUAUGGCUAAAACAUAGGUGGUGUGAAAACUAACAAUGCCAGAGUUUGCAGCGCCCACUAACAGAGAAAUCCACUUCUGGACCUCCAUCUGAAUUUCGCUCAUCAGCCGGGUCACGUGUCUGAAACUCAGCAAUAGGUGUCUUUGUGCGUGCGCGCAGGAAGAGAAUCUACACAUUCGUGCAUACCAUUGCGUUACUAAUUCCCUCUGAGAUCGAGAAGGACCUCGCUGGGUUAACUUGUUCUGUUUGCUGCAGCGAGGUGUACAUUGAUGACCACACUCCAAUCUGGUAGGUGGCGGUAAAUGCACCUUAAAUUGGUUGCCAUCUGCCAAUAAAAAACAAAAGAAGAAGAACGUCUUCAUUUUGGAAACUGUCUAGAAAGACUGAUAUCUCGUUUUUCUUUUACAUUCUCGGUUUUUCUCGUCUGUUUAGCGGUUUAUGUGUUGCAUAAUAACAGUGAGACAGCUGAGAAGCAACUGAAGUCAGAGAGGUAUUCUUCAGUCUCCAGAGUUUAUCAACCACGCAGUGACACUUUACUGACGAAGGAGGUUGAUUUCUCGGCAGGAACCAUGUGGGACACAACACUACAGUAUUUCAGGAGCCGCAGCCUGUUGACAGGAAGCGACGCUGUCCAGCUCAAAUGGUCGCACGCUGUCAACAGCAGGAACGCGCUUGUUCAGGCUCUCAGCGGUCCCUCUCAUAUGAUUGAAGCAGAUGUCAUCAUAAGAGAUCAUGAUCCCAUGGAGCCAAUCAUGGCUCACCCCCCUGACACAGAUAGUGACAUCACACUGAAAGAGUGGCUAGAGAAAGUGAAGAUGACCAGUAAAGGAAUAAAACUGGACUUUAAGAGCUUGGAGGCUGUGUCUCCAUCCCUGGCUCUGCUGGAGGACCUGCUGGCUGAGCCAGAACGUCCACUGUGGAUCAAUGCAGACAUUCUCAGUGGACCCAGUGGACGAACCGCGCCUGUGGACUUCCAGGCUUUCCUCUCUCUUGUCUCAAGUCUUCCUGCUCAGACUGUGCUGUCUCUUGGCUGGACAACAGGAUGGACUGUGGGAACUAAUAACCCUGGUUACAGCUGGGACAUGGUGCAUGCCAUGGAGGAGAAGAGCAGAGAUCUGAAACAUCCUGUUACCUUCCCGGUUCGUGCUGCGCUGCUGGCUCAGUCCUUCUUCCAGCUAUCAUGGCUGCUGCAACAGUCAGACAGGUGACCACACACACACACACACACACACACACAAAGUACAUGGUAAGCUCCAUGGUGGUUAGUCUGGCCGGUACAACUGUCGCUGUCUGCCUGAAAGCAGAGGCUGGAGUUCUAUUGAGGAGUUGGAGGAAAAGUGGCUGAAGUUCAUCAGACAAAUUUUUUAAACAUCUUCAUCCUUUGCACAUCAUCAGAAACUUUGCCAGCUACUCUUCACCUGAUGUUGCUUUCCUGCACAGGUACACGCUCACAGUGUGGACAGGCCAGCAUGAUGAAUUUGCUCCUCAAGACUUAAAGCGUUACAGAAAACAUUUUGAUGUAAGCAGAAUCUAUUAUGACCUGCCAAACUCUCAAACAGCAGAACUCUUGGUGAUGUCAUGACUGAAGAUGGCCAACUGCUGUUUCCUAAACCUCACAACAAACUUCCUGCUGCUCUGUACGGAUUGGGAGAGGGAAGAUAAAUUUGUCUUUGUUCACAUUACAUGAAAAAACUGUAGUUUUGAAGGGCAAUCUACAACAUUAGAUUCUUGUAGAAAGAUGCAUUAUUAAACUAGUUACUCAAGGAUAUCUGUCAGCCACAAUGUAAUCCCUUUUUGCUCUGGAAAAGGUGUUACGUAAUCCACCUAAACAGGAUGUUUUUCAUUAAAACUUCAAAAUGAAACAAAGUUUUCCGGAGCACAGAAGGAGAACUAUUACUGCUCAUUCUGGCUGCAUUCCCAUAACUGAUAUGAAGAUGCUCCUAUCUUAUUCAAAGCUGAAGUUUUUCCUAAGCACUAACCCGCCUCCUACAUCUGCUCAGUACUUUCAUUUUAUUUUGUUCUGAGUUGGGUAAAAUUCACAUUACAGUUAACAUUGUGUCAUGUUUUAUCAUGUAAUGCACUUUGAAAUUCCUUGUUGCUGAAACAUACUGUACAAAUAAACUUUACUAAUAUGAAUGACAUCUGUAAAAGUGUUUCUCAUAAACUUAUUUUAUUCCUGUGAAUAAAACCUUUUUGAAUAGUG